Penicillium cosmopolitanum is the source of this 204-nucleotide messenger RNA. RefSeq lists its product as uncharacterized. NCBI's taxonomy places the organism in Eukaryota, Fungi, Ascomycota, Eurotiomycetes, Eurotiales, Aspergillaceae. The transcript has 2 exons. The coding region runs from base 1 to 204 and encodes 67 amino acids. The record is from RefSeq and is a predicted model, not a curated record.
AUGGCGAUUCCUGAAGCACGCCGCUUUCCCAAGGAGCAUGCGCCUCCAACAGUCCCAAGAAGGGAUCUGAAGAAUGACAUCGAAGCUGUUGCAAAAUAUAGCAACACUUUAACGCGCGACUGUCCGCUGAAACCACACUAUGCCCAGACGGAGUCCCUGAUGGAGGUUUCAGUGUCCCCUGUCGCGCGACUUCAGGCACAAUAG